UCUGGAAGAAGAAAGAUGGCGGCGUCCAUGUUGUGCAGGAGGACGGCGGUGUUACAGAGGAUUUCAUCUUUAAAAACGAUUCUUUCUGCGAAUUCUCACAUCGGGUUUCUUCUGCAGACAGCGUCGUAUAACCCAAAGCCUUUAAAGCUGAACAUCAGUGGGCCAUAUAUCCCGGACAAGGACAGUGAGAAAACCCCGGAGUGGCAGAAGACGACGCGCUUCGACAAGAAGCUGUUCGGUCGGUACGGCUCAGCUUCGGGCAUCGACCCUGCCUCGCUGUGGCCCAGCGGUGAGCAGCUGGACAAGAUGAUCGAAGAAGAAAAACAAUGGCAUCCUACGUUAGAGGUGAUGCUGGAGAAUGUCGCAGCCAAGGAAAAGCAGGAAACCGAAAAACGUCUGGCAAAAGAGAAGCUCAUCGCGGCAAACAUGGCGAAAAUGCCAAAGCUGGUCGCUGACUGGCGGAGGGAGAAGCGUGAAACCAAGCAAAAGCUAAAGGACGAGAAAGCUCAACGUGCAAAGUUGUUGGCGGAGGCCAGGGAACGAUUUGGCUACGCAGUGGACCCCCGGAGCCCAAAGUUCUUGGAAAUGGUUGCUGAAAUCGAGAAGGAAAACAAAAAGAAGCAGAAGCUGAUGAAACGCAGACUAAAGGAGGAGCAGACAGCAGCUCCCAUCACCCCUCCUGCCGCCGCCGCCUCGUAAUCGUGGACUGCACAGGUUCAGAUGUUGGUUUCUGAUGGGACUUGUUCGAACAGCGACAGAGACUGAGAAGGUGUUUUGCAAACAUCAGUGAGACAGUCCUUAACAGAAUCUGAGAACAUCUUUAAUGACCUGUACCCAGGAAAACUCCUUCCUUAUUAUCACCUUUGUUUAAAUCCUCUAUCCACAGUCGCUUGUCCUGUUUAUUAGGCAAAUGUCCAUUUUUCAUGACAUAUGUAUUCAGCCAGUCCUGAGACAAAUAUUUAUAUAUACUAUUUUGUCUUUGUGUUUAGAGGAAUAAAUAUUAAAAUUUGACAAAAUACAAAAAUAA
Molecule: messenger RNA, 1027 nt
Organism: Labrus mixtus (cuckoo wrasse)
Lineage: Eukaryota; Metazoa; Chordata; Actinopteri; Labriformes; Labridae
Gene: gadd45gip1
Product: growth arrest and DNA-damage-inducible, gamma interacting protein 1
Exons: 2
Coding region: 16-699 (227 amino acids)
Biological process (GO): translation
Cellular component (GO): ribosome; nucleus
Molecular function (GO): structural constituent of ribosome
Source: RefSeq, a predicted model, not a curated record